Molecule: messenger RNA, 915 nt
Organism: Eutrema salsugineum
Lineage: Eukaryota; Viridiplantae; Streptophyta; Magnoliopsida; Brassicales; Brassicaceae
Product: dof zinc finger protein DOF5.8
Exons: 1
Coding region: 60-734 (224 amino acids)
Biological process (GO): regulation of DNA-templated transcription
Molecular function (GO): DNA-binding transcription factor activity; DNA binding
Source: RefSeq, a predicted model, not a curated record
CACAAAGCUUUAUUAUAUAUAUAUAUAUAUAUAUCUACUUUCGCUCCCCUAUCUUCAAAAUGCCUUCUGAUUUCAACGAAUCGCGUCGACUAACUAAGAUUCCUCACGGUGGAGCGGUGGCGAUUCCGGCGGAUCAGCAAGAGCAGCUUCCUUGUCCUCGCUGCGAUUCAACCAACACCAAGUUCUGUUACUACAACAACUACAAUUUCUCACAGCCACGCCAUUUCUGCAAGUCUUGUCGCCGUUACUGGACUCACGGAGGUACUCUCCGUGACAUUCCCGUCGGUGGUGUUUCCCGCAAAAGCUCCAAACGCUCCCGAACUUGCUCUCCCGUCGCUGCUUCCACCGCCGCCGGAAGCCGGAAUUUUCCGUUACAAGCGACGCCUAUUCUUUUCCCUCAAUCGUCCAGCGGUGGUGCUAUCACGGCGGCGAAGGGAAGUGCGUCGUCGCUCUACGGCGGUUUCACCUCUUUGCUCAACUACAGCGCCGCCGCGAGCAGAAAUGGGCCUGGUGGUUGUUUUAAUGGGCCAGACGGGUUUGGACUUGGGCUUUGUCACGGGUCGUACUUCGAUGACGUCAGAUUUGGGCAGGGAAUAACGGUCUGGCCGUUUUCAACCGGCGCUACGGAUGCGACAACAGUUGCAGCGAGCCACGUGACACCAAUACAAGCCACGUGGCAGUUUGAAGGUCCAGAGAGCAAAGCCGGGUUCGUGUCUGGAGACUACUUAGCGUGAGACCACUAUCAUACCAGCCUCUCUGCCUCAAUCGGAGGGUUUCAAAUUUUUCUUCUUUCAGUUUCUUCUCUUUAACUUUCAGUUUAGUGAUCUCAUUUAGUUGUGUCUGGUUAUUUAGUUAGGUUACUUGUGAACGAAACUACAAAUCAGAGAAUCGUUUGUUUGUUUGUUUUUGGUUUAA